AUGGACACACGUUAUUAUAAAAGAAUUUAUUCAAUGUUUUGGCAAUCUACUGUUAACAUGAACGUUUAUAAAUACAUCUAACGAUUUCGUAUUACGUAGCAUAACUAAUUUGUACGCAAUGCAAGGACUUGGUUUGCAAAGUAUAAAAAAAAAUCCAGCUCUUAUUCCGCUUUAUGUUUGCGUUGCAGCAGGGGCCUGCGGAGCGGUCUAUUACAUUCUUCGUUUAGCAACUAGAAAUCCGGAUGUCACAUGGAAUCGGUCAUCAAAUCCGGAGCCUUGGCAAGAAUACAAAGACAAGCAAUAUAAAUUUUAUUCGCCUAUCAGGGACUAUAGCAAAACGAAGUCUCCGGCUCCAAAUUAUGAGAACUAGGAAGUAUCUUAAAUUUUCUCUAAAUGGAAACAUUUUUCAAAGCAAUGUUACAUAAAUAAUUGUUCCCGAAAGAGAACAAAAAUAUAACAACAUAAAGACCACAAAAUAUCCGUUAUAAAAAAAAGUGUAUGUUUUUUUUAUUAAGAAAAAGCUUCAGUUUUUGAAAAAUUUUAA
Messenger RNA from Musca domestica (house fly), 544 nucleotides. It is a transcript of the gene ND-MLRQ, whose product is annotated as cytochrome c oxidase subunit NDUFA4. The transcript has 3 exons. Bases 119 to 370 code for a protein of 83 amino acids. The record is from RefSeq and is a predicted model, not a curated record. NCBI's taxonomy places the organism in Eukaryota, Metazoa, Arthropoda, Insecta, Diptera, Muscidae.